This is a messenger RNA of Dibothriocephalus latus, 799 nucleotides long. NCBI's taxonomy places the organism in Eukaryota, Metazoa, Platyhelminthes, Cestoda, Diphyllobothriidea, Diphyllobothriidae. The record is from the annotation of a GenBank genome assembly.
UCUGGAAGAGUUUGCAAUCAAAAACAUCGACAGUCCGCGGCCACCCCUCUUGCUGCAGUUCCUAUCCCUCCUCAUCAAUGAUGCGACCUUCCUCCUGGAUGAGGCAAUUGGUCUUCUGGCCCAAAUUAAGCAGAAGGAGCGUGAACGGGAGGCCGCCGGUGGUCGAUUUCCGCGUCGGGAAGACGAGGGCCUGUUUCUGCACACUGGCCAAUUAGCCAGGUUCCACAUCACUCUUGGCCUUGAAACCAUCUUUGCGCUACGUCGUGUUGUUUCCCUGUGUCCCCAUCUUGUGACACAUCCCGUGCUCGUCGAUCGCAUCGCCUGUAUGCUCAACUAUUUCCUUCUAAGCCUGGUACGCGUUGGACCCAAACAAGGCGACCUAAAGGUUCGUGACAAAUCAACCUAUGGCUUCCGGCCGGAUGUUUUGGUCCUGGAAAUCUGCAAGAUUUAUAUUGCCCUGGGGCUUGAUACGGGUACGGACCAGCAAGAGACUGCUGCGGCCUUUCGACGAGCAGUUGUUAAUGACGGGCGCUCCUAUACCACCGACCUUCUAGAUCAGGCUCUGGUCGUCCUUAACAGAGUUUCCAAUUCUUCUGAUUUACCGAAAAACUUUGAACUUGUGGCUAACGCUCUGAGAGCUGAAAAGGUAGCCGCAAUGGAUGAUGAAGCGGAUGUAGACGAUGCACCGGAUGAGUUCUGUGAUCCGAUCAUGGGCAGCAUCAUGCAGGAUCCUGUCCGUUUACCGACAUCGAACAAAGUUGUCGAUCGAAAGACCAUUUACCGUCAUCUCCUCAGGUAG